GCAUACGAAGCGCUUUCCUUUUUACUAGAACCUAAACACAUUUUAAAAACAUAGCCCGGAUAAUAACACACAUGGAAUUGCCACUCUUUUUAUCCAAUGUGCGAAAGGAAUAGACAACCAACCGUCUAUAUUCAUUGAAGAGUAUUUGUUUAUUUUCAUGAAAUAGAGAUAAAAAGUCGUUGCCAUGACGACAGACGAGGCGACAGAGAGCCAGCAGCAGAAGAAGCCCAGCCAGCAGGAGGCGGAGCAGCAUCAGGCCACGCCCCCUGACCACAGGCCCUCGGAGUCCCAGGCUUCCACCACAACCCCAAUCUCGCCCCACAGUCCCGGCUCGCCCUCGCCCCAGGAGGGGGUGCAGCUGAGGCCCCGCCAGCGCACCUCGGCCGGCCGCGGCCUCUCGCGGCUCUUCUCCUCUUUCCUGAAGAGGAGGUCUCAGUGCGAGGGGUACGGGGGAGAGAAGGGGGAGAAAGGAGGGGACGGGGAAGAGGCCAAGGCGCCCAUCGCUGACUGUGAGCCAGAGCUCAGGAUCGAGGGGGAUCAGAACCUCGACCUGCGCUCACUCAGCAGCAACGAGGCUCAGCCUGUCCAGGUAGACCAGAAGGAAGACCCUGAGGAAGACUCUGAGGAAGAGGGGGGGAAGGAGGGAGAGAAAGACAAGGAGGGAGGAGAAGAGGAGGAGGAGCCCAAACCUGAGGGAGAGGGAGAGGAGAGGACAACAGAGGAAGAAGCUAGACCUCCUAAGGCUCCCCGUCGACCCAGGAUCAUGCAAAUUAAAGUUACACUGCUGGACGACACUCUGUAUGAGUGUGAGCUGGAUAAACAUGCCAAAGGUGUGGAGCUGUUCACCAAGGUGUGUGACCACCUCAACCUGCUGGAGAGAGACUACUACGGUCUGGCAAUCUGGGAGUCGCCCUCCAUGAAGACCUGGAUGGAUUUCACCAAGGAGAUCCGCAGGCAGGUUCAAGGUGCAAAGUUAGACAAGAUCUGUGCAGACGCACAAUCAUGUACAGGCACCAAUUAUGACUUCACCUUCAAUGUAAAGUUCUAUCCACCUGACCCAGCCCAGCUUUCUGAAGACAUCACCAGGUACUACCUGUGUCUCCAGCUGCGUAAGGACAUCCUGGGGGGCCGUCUGCCGUGCUCCUUCGUCACGCUGGCCCUGCUGGGUUCCUACGCACUGCAGUCAGAGCUGGGGGAGUACGACCCAGAGACACACGCACCAGACUACGCCAAGGACCUGAGGCUGGCCCCGGGACAGACCAAGGAGCUAGAGGAGAAAGUCAUGGAGCUGCACAAGACAUACAGGUCAGGGUCAAUGAGUCCAGCACAGGCAGACAUGGCCUUUCUGGAGAACGCCAAGAAACUAGCCAUGUACGGAGUGGACCUGCAUCAGGCCAAGGAUCUAGAUGGAGUGGACAUCAUGCUGGGUGUGUGUUCUGGGGGUUUGAUGGUCUACAAGGACAAGCUGAGGAUCAACCGGUUCCCCUGGCCCAAAGUCCUCAAGGUCUCCUACAAACGCAGCAGCUUCUUCAUCAAGAUACGCCCCUCAGAGCAGCUGGAGCAUUACGAAAGCGCCAUUGGUUUCAAACUGCCAAACUACAAGGCCUCCAAGAAGCUGUGGAAAGUGUGUGUGGAGCAUCACACCUUCUUCAGACUGACCUCCACUGAGGUGGCUACCACUCCCAGGAAGUUCCUAGCGCUGGGCUCUAAGUUCCGCUACAGUGGGCGGACCCAGGCCCAGACCCGCCAGGCCAGCUCGAUGAUUGACAGGCCAGCCCCCCUGUUCCAACGCUCGGCCAGCAAGAGGAACUCACGCAGCCUGGACGAAGCCAUGGUGUCCACUCCAGACAAGAGCACUCGUCCGGUCAGCGCUCCCAUCAUGUCCCCCAUCUCUCCCGGGGAUGCAGCCCCGUCCCCUGUGACCUCGGCCCUGCCCUGCGGUGAGCGGCGAGAAGCCUCCACCCCCGCGGGCCGCCAGUCCCGCUCAGCAGAGAGGAAGGCCAAGGAGGAGAGCAAGGUGGAGAGCAAGGUGACAGAGGUCUCCAAGACACAGAGUUCCAGACCACAGUCCACCCCGGAGUUCAAGAGGGAGGGAGCCAGGAGAAGCAGACAUCAUGCCCCUGCAGUCACCACCACCAACGGGACAGGGAGAGAGAGAAAGAGCCAGCAGCAUUCGCCCCGGGAGAGAACCGGCACGGAGAUGGUGCGAGUGAGGAAGAAAAGAGCUAAGAAACAUGAGGAUGAAACUAUUUAUAUCAGGCAUAGCAAUUUAAUGUUGGAGGACCUGGAUAAGACCCAGACAGAGAUCAUGCGUCACCACACCAGUAUCAGUGAGCUGAAGAGAAGCUUCAUGGAGUCUGUUCCGGAGCCGCAGCAGAGUGAGUGGGACAAGCGCCUGUCCACACACUCACCCUUCCGCACGGCCAGCAUCAACGGACAGCUGCAGCCAGGCACUGACGGGCCUAACGUAGUGAAGACACAGACAAUCACCAUCUCAGACGUGUCUAACUCCCCUGCGAGACGUCUCUAA
Molecule: messenger RNA, 2530 nt
Organism: Coregonus clupeaformis (lake whitefish)
Lineage: Eukaryota; Metazoa; Chordata; Actinopteri; Salmoniformes; Salmonidae
Product: protein 4.1-like
Exons: 18
Coding region: 185-2530 (781 amino acids)
Biological process (GO): cortical actin cytoskeleton organization
Cellular component (GO): cytoskeleton; plasma membrane
Molecular function (GO): cytoskeletal protein binding
Source: RefSeq, a predicted model, not a curated record